Danaus plexippus (monarch butterfly) is the source of this 1612-nucleotide messenger RNA. RefSeq lists its product as uncharacterized. The record is from RefSeq and is a predicted model, not a curated record. Gene Ontology annotation, cellular component: transcription regulator complex; nucleus. The transcript is spliced from 3 exons. Bases 131 to 811 code for a protein of 226 amino acids. Gene Ontology annotation, biological process: regulation of transcription by RNA polymerase II. Lineage: Eukaryota; Metazoa; Arthropoda; Insecta; Lepidoptera; Nymphalidae. Gene Ontology annotation, molecular function: DNA binding.
CUUGUUUCAAUAUUCUUUUAACAACCGGCUGUGCUAUACGCGUCACUUUAUAAUUAAACCAAAUAUUGAUUAUCAAAAGUAAUUUUCCUUUUUUAAGUGACGCCAUUUUGUUAUUGGGAGCCAUCUUGAAAUGUCAGAUGAGGAAGAUUCAAAUCCAAAACCAGUGAAACUUCUAAUAUCAACUGAAAGUCUGAUAGGUCUGAUUAAAGAGAAACCCUGUCUGUGGGAUAAGACGGACGUGGGUUACAGGUACCGUCCCACCAGGGAACAAGCCUGGGUGGAGAUAUACAAGAAGGUGUACCCUGAUUAUGAUAAAUUGAAAAAGAAUAUGAAGGUUAAAAUUGGUCAACAGAUAUCAAAGAAAUGGUUCAACGUCAGGGACGCAUACGUGAAGUCAAUAAAAGACAGCUUCCGCAAACCUUACUUACAUUCAGAAAUGUUGUCCUUCAUAAAUCCGUUUAUAGUUGGUGGGACGCAGAACGAGAGCGUCUUUUUGGACGAACCGUAUGAGGGAGAGGAAUCAGAUCAUUGGAUGCAAGAAGAUUCAUUCGUAAGUAUAGACGAAGAGCCUAUAGAGAAGAAACCAAAAAUAGAAACCCAAAAAGUAGAAGUGGAAAUAAACCCAACUAGUGAUAGUGAAAAUUUAGUAUCUGUGCUUACGAAAUUGCUCAGCAGGGAAGAAGACGAAGAUAGAGCAUUCUUUACAUCUAUCACACCUGUUGUUAAAACGUUAUCAGUUCACGCCAAAUUAGAGUUCAAAGCUGAUGUUAUCAAGCUCUUGAACGAAGCCAAGAAAAGAGACACUAAAUGAACGGUAACUUAAAAGUUAAAAAAAAUCAUGGCACGUCAUGGCACGUCAUGAAGAGAUCUAUGAUUUUUUUAUAUUAAGUUUGUAAAUAAUAUCAAUAACAAUAUAUAUAUUAUAAAAUGUACUUGACGCAAAUAACAUUCCUCAAUUAAUUAUGUAGCAAUUUUAUUUAAUAUAGAAAUACUAAGUAAUUGAUCGUAUGUACAUUUUAUAUAAUCAAGAUACCAAGAUCCAAAUGAAAACUUGUUUUAUUUAAAUAUUUUUUUAAAACGAAAAGAAUCAACACAAAAAAUAUUCAAUUUUUCUUCAUAACUUCUCCUUUAGCUAGGUGAAGGAAUAUUGCAAUCAGCAUUGUAUUGUUUCUUGUCCUAUUAAAUUUUAACCUUGACAUUUCUGUACCGACAGAUGUAUUUUUUUUUAAUUUCCAAAUUCAUCUGCUAUUUUAGUUAUCGCAUCUGGUGCCUGUGAAUGUAUUAUUUUUUAAUUAUACAUGAAAUAAGUAAUUAACACAAUUAUUGAUGGAUGGGGAAUGCUGUGUUUUUUGAAUGAAAUUUCUCUUCGGAUAAUAAAAACAAUUACCAGGAGUUUGCUACGUUAAAUACGUGAAUCGCUCAGUUAAAACUAAGUGAUCCACGUAUUUUCAUUCAAGGAUAACCUGCAAAUGAUUUAGAAUUAAUGAACGAACUUAAUUCAUCAUCAUCAUCAGCCUAUCGGAGCCCACUGCUGAGCAAAGGCCUCUUCUCACAUGGAGAAGGUUAGAGCAUUAAUCACCACGCUUGCUCAAGGCGGGUUGGCGAUUUCAAU